This is a messenger RNA of Lepisosteus oculatus (spotted gar), 4665 nucleotides long. The record is from RefSeq and is a predicted model, not a curated record. NCBI's taxonomy places the organism in Eukaryota, Metazoa, Chordata, Actinopteri, Semionotiformes, Lepisosteidae.
AAUCUUAUCUGACUGUGGAUCUGAAAACCACAGAGAAUCAAUCUUGUUGUGUUUUAACAGAGGAUGGAGUCUGACCUGCCCCUAGUGUCAACGGUUUACCCCGAUCAGGUUAUAAAUAUUGGGAUCAUAACACUAGGAGAGGCUGCCAGAAAAGGGGAAAAUACGGAUAAACUAGAGAAACAGAAGAUGGAGAUCACAAGGGCAGCCUGUGCUUUGCUGAAUUCAGGUGGAGGAUUAAUUCUGGCACACAGUCACAACCAAGAAUACAUGUACAAUAGGGAUGGAACAGGACAGGAUAUAGAACAAGCACUACGGGAACUCGUUCAGCCCAAUAAAAUACAAGAUAAUUUCCAAUAUCUUUCUGUAGAUAAAGGUCUCAUUAUUUUUGUGAAAUCAUGGUCUGCAGGAAGUGGUAAACCCCGAUUGUGCAGCUUAGUCACAAACAUUUACAAAAGAUGUGGGACUUCAGCUAUCCAGGUCAGACCUGACAAGGUGUUGGAAUUCUUGCAAAGCCAAAGAAACUCAGCUAGAGUCAAUGCAGAAGAGCCAGCAGCAAAGAGGCAGCGCAUUGCUCACACUUCCCCUGACAGGAUAACAGAAUCUGCAAGACAGUUGUGUGGGAGGAAGAGUGUUAAACUCAACGAGUAUUUGGAUUUUGGAGAAUCUGUAAAUGUGGAAUUUAAGGAUUUUAGAACUAAAAAGAUGUUGCAGAGGCUGAAAGAAAGUCUUCCAAAAUACAUCUCAGCCUUUGCGAACACAGAUGGGGGAUUUCUGUUUUUUGGUAUUGAUGAUAAAUCAAAAAGAGUUGUGGGCUGUGGUGUAAAUGAAACCCGAGAAAGCAUUGAGGAAUUUAUUAAUUGUGUCUUUAAUAAAAUCCCAUCAGUACACUUUGAUCAAUGUAAUAAACCGAAGAAUGUUUCCCAUUCCCUUAAUAUCAUAGAUGUUUUGGGUGAUAAUGGUGAACCCAAAGGCUUUGUACUGGGUCUAGAGAUCCACAAGUUUUGCUGUAUAGUGUUUGCCAAAGAACCAGAAUCUUGGAAGAUUGAAGGACGCAUCACUGCCACUCUUUGGGUAGAAGAAAUGUCUCGUACUGAUCCAGAGAUCGAAAAGCUGUGUGGUCAUUUCAAACAGGUGUUCCCUCUGUCCACUGCUCCCCCUCAGUGCCAGCCAGUGUAUGAAUUGAGAAACACAGCUCACUUAAAUGACCUGCAAGCAACUUUUUACCCAGUUCAAAAUGGACGGAUAGAGAAUAUACCAGAGCCCCUCACUACAGACCUCUUUAAGAACUUUCCAAACCUCAAAAACCUUGAGAAGCCAAACAGAGGUGAAGGAGUACUGAUCUUCUCUCGCAGCUGGGCUGUUGACAUUGACUUACCAAAGAACAACAGGGUCAUAUGUGAUGCCUUAUUGAUCUGUACAGACAGUCUGCCUAUUCUUUACACAGUUGUAGAGAGUGGCAGCGAUGACUUGUGGGAUUAUGUAAAUUCAACUGCUUUGCACCUGAAACAGAAGCUGGUAAAUAUUGGAGGAUAUUCAGAGUGGGUCUGUGUCAUUCCAAAGUUAGUUGAUUCCCUCACAGGUGCCUUAAUUCCAAGAGAUGAGAGCACUGGCUUCAAUUUGGAACUCAAGUAUCCUGACCAAUAUACCUUAAAAGAUAUCUCAGUCAAAUCCCUACUGUUUUCCUUAAUGAUUGUGGUGAUGAGCUUCAAAUCACUUCACAGUGAUAUGCUUGGAUGCAAGUUUUUUAACUUGCUCACUCUUGACCAGUUCCAGAUUCUGCACUCAAAAUAUGACAUUGAAAAUUUCAAGAAGCUCUUUGUUCAUGGUUUACCUGGGACCGGAAAAACUGUGAUUGCAAUGAAUCUGAUUAAAAGAAUUAAGAACACGUUUUGCUGUCAAUCUGAAAACAUCCUCUAUCUCUGUGAGAAUCAGCCACUGAAAGAUUUCAUAAGGAAAGAAAAUCUUUGCAAGUGUCUAACAAGGAGUGCUUUUAUGAAGCCAUCUAACCAUGACAUACAGUACGUAAAACAUAUUGUUGUGGAUGAGGCCCAGAAUUUCCGUGUCGAAGACGGGGAUUGGUAUGGCAAGGUAAAAAGGAUCACAUGCCAGGAUUCUGUGGAAGAUUCUGAUCCUGGUGUCUUAUGGAUCUUCCUGGACUACUUUCAGAAGAGCCACCCUUAUAAAGAUGGGAUGCCAACCGUGCAGGACCCCAAACUGGAGCUGACAGUGGGUGUUCGAAACAGCAGGAGCAUCCACAGUUUUAUUCUUGAGGUCAUGAAGGAAGCAAAUGAGGGUACAUCGCUGCAACACCUACAGAAAAUGAGUGAAAAAGCCACGUGUGCUCACUCCUUUCAAGGGGUCUUUGAAAAAUAUACCAAAAAUAAGAAGGAAAUUGAAGAGUUUCUGUUGAAUAAAAUAGUGACCCUCCUUGACAAUGGCUAUACUCAAAAAGAUAUUGCUGUUCUCUGCUCUACAGAUAGUGAUGUUCAAAUGUACUUGCCUGUUCUUGGUUUUUGUAAGAAAAGUAUUAACCAUGUCAAAGCCAAUGAUUUUGGCACAAAUGCGAUAGUUCUGGAUUCCAUUCGGAGGUUCUCAGGCUUGGAGAGGAAGAUAGUGUUUGUCAUUAACCCAGUUGUGCAACCAAACCAGAGUGCAGUAGAAAAAACUCUAUUGAUUAGUGCUGUCUCCCGGGCACAAACACAGUUGUACUUGUUAUAUCUAAAGCAAUGAAUGUGCUUUUGGCUAUUUAAUCUAUACAUCAGGUGACAAUAGAAAAAAUCUCAUUCUAAUAACUCUGCAGCCAACCUUCGAAAAAGAUCAGAUCCUUCACAUGCCAUUGUCAUUGGUCAGAAUGGAUUACAUCCUUCCCCUGAGCUACACAAGACUUAUGUCAAUUCAGUUUGAUCUAAAUACCUAUGGGCCUCAUGAUAAAACUUUUAAGUUAUGGAAAGGUCUACUACUUAAAAAGCAAGUAGUGGAGUGAGUUCCCUCCAUUGAUUAUGGGAACAGAGUUCACAUAAUGCGUUCACCACUAGGUCUCCAUUUACUAUAUUUCAAAUUUCCACACAUAUGUGACAUCCUCUGUGUUUCCUCUGCGUACCAGUACCCAGCAGGUUAAGGGUAAACUAUAAAAAUGUAAGAGGAAAGGCAGAAGGGGAUUAAACAUUCAAGAGCAUUCUGCAGAGGCUCAUCCUUCUGGGCAAGAAAUAUGUGAUACACAAAACCAGUUUAAAACAUCUGGUAAAAUACAAAAAAUAUAAUACUUAAACAGAUUGUGAUAUUAGGAUUUAUUAUGAAUUUUACUGUAUCUUUCUUGUCUCCUGUUUAUUCAGUCUUCUUACUAUCUUAACGAGUAAUUUUAAGAAUGAAUAUUGUUCAAAUAUGCAUGGUAAUAAGGACACAAUAAAGGUAGUUAGGGUAUUUACAUAUUUAUAUACUGUAGAUCUUAUUUUAAUCACAGGCACACAAAUAGUAUCAUAGCCGGGUCUGUCUUAGGCAUGUACUUCUCAAAACUGUUCAUGUUUGACCUCUGAUCCUACUGCCAGACAGUUUAGUCACAAUUGCAGUGUGAGCUUUGGUCUACAGGUUUUGUUCAAUACUUUUUUCCUUAGAAGACCGUCUUGAUAUUAUGCUUAUGGACUGGACUGUUUUCCAAGUCUCAUCGUAAUCACUCUGAAGUUGUAAUUUAACUAAAUACAUGUGGAAAAAUUAUGACAUCAGAAAUUGCUAGACUGCUAGGCGAGAAUAUAAAUAUACACAUAGGAGAGACAAUGUGAAAGAGAUUAGGAUCUGACCUUCUCCGAGUUUUUAAACUCCAGAAGUGACAGAACCAGUGUAUUCAUUAUGAAGCAUCCUGAAACAUCUUAGUUUUUAUCUCCAACACUUAUUCCGGAACGUAUACAGUAUUCAACAUCUCUUUUAGGUUACUGAUAUUUUUGGCAAGUAAAGACAUUUGGAAAGUAAAGCAUAUGUAUGAUACACACUGUAGACAUUAGUAAUUGUAUGUGUUUUAUAUCAGUAGAAAAUGUAUUUGCAAUGAUUAUUUACAGCAAGUGCAACAGUUAUUGCAGCCUGCGUGACUGAGGGAAAUCUGCAGAAAGAGCUUUACACACCUUUCCACUAGAUAGAGCUAGCUUCCUGAUACUUAUCAAAUGUAUCAAAUCAGUGUAAUGAAAGACAUAGUUCUACAGUACGUGUAGGAGAGUAGCAGAAAAGGGCCUUACUUCAUUUUAUGCAUGGGGUUCUAUCUUUAACCCUUUCAGUCCUCUCCAUUGAAGAACUUUGCAAAACCUCUAAAAGUGCUAGUUCUAAUAAAGAUCAGCAGUUUGGAAGGACCUCAUUGCUAUCAGGAGUCAUCACACUCUUUCUAAUACUCUACCUUUUUUAUUUGAAUAUGUUUUGAAUAUAUCUGUAUCCUAUAAAUCGUUCAUGCUUUUGUGUAAGCACUGAGAAGUUUGGGAUGAUAAAAAACAAGCUAGCUAUUUUAAAUCAUAAUCAUUUCCUAUGUCACUUGUAAUCUGCUAUAGAUAUCGUACUCAUACUAAUUUUGUUUUUAUAUGUUAUCUCAUGCAUUUCUCAACCAUCUACGGCUACCUAUUGUUUAAAUCCUCAUCUAAGUCAAGUGUCAAUACAAUUAAAAUACUCAAUAAAAAUAUUCAAAUGCAA